GUGUCACGAAGAGCAGGCAGAUGCAGAGAGAGCCAGGCACACAGCGGGUCCGGCUGUGCAGAGGGUGGCCCAGCCCAGUGCCCUGAGGCCCCAGCCAUCCCAGACUGGUGAAGCUGGUCACCCUGCGUGGCCAGAGCCCCCACUGGCUCCCCACCGCCCGUCAGGCCGUGUGCCCUGAUGGCCUCCGGGAACAGCUCUCAUGACUGCAUAGCUGACCCGGGCGGGCGCGUCCUGUCCCAGGUUACCAGGGUCUCCAUCUGCUUCAUCUUGGCUCUGGGGCUGCCGCUCAACGGCCUCGGGCUCUGGGUGUUCUGCUGCCGCCUGCGCAGGUGGACGGAGACCCGCGUCUACAUGGCCAACCUGGUGGUGGCUGACUUCCUGCUGCUGCUGAGCCUGCCCGGAGUCCUGCACAUGCUGGGCCAGGGGCAGGGGGACCAGGAGGGCCCUCUGUGCAGGGUUCUGCAGAGCUUCUACUAUGUCAACACCUACAUGAGCAUGUGCCUCAUCACGGCCAUCGCCGUUGACCACUACACCGCCCUGAGCUUUCCCCUGCGGGCCCGGGCCCCCGCCAGGCCGCCCUCACCUGCCUGGCCCUCUGGCUGCUGGUCUUUGGGACUGUGGCCCUGGUAGCGUCCUUGC
This is a messenger RNA of Leptonychotes weddellii (Weddell seal), 639 nucleotides long. RefSeq names its product G protein-coupled receptor 35 (gene GPR35). The record is from RefSeq and is a predicted model, not a curated record. Gene Ontology annotation, cellular component: plasma membrane. Gene Ontology annotation, biological process: positive regulation of Rho protein signal transduction; phospholipase C-activating G protein-coupled receptor signaling pathway. Lineage: Eukaryota; Metazoa; Chordata; Mammalia; Carnivora; Phocidae. Gene Ontology annotation, molecular function: G protein-coupled receptor activity.